Phalaenopsis equestris is the source of this 1402-nucleotide messenger RNA. Its product is annotated as oxygen-independent coproporphyrinogen-III oxidase-like protein sll1917. The record is from RefSeq and is a predicted model, not a curated record. Gene Ontology annotation, molecular function: 4 iron, 4 sulfur cluster binding. The annotation marks the transcript as partial. Gene Ontology annotation, biological process: porphyrin-containing compound biosynthetic process. Lineage: Eukaryota; Viridiplantae; Streptophyta; Magnoliopsida; Asparagales; Orchidaceae. The transcript has a single exon. Gene Ontology annotation, cellular component: cytoplasm.
AUACACCCCCGGCGAGUUCCCUUUACCAGCAGAAUCCCAAUCUGCAGACCUGUACAAGAUGGCAUCAGAAACACUAAAAAAUGCCGGCUACGAGCACUACGAGAUCAGCAGCUACUGCAAGCCCGGACAUGAGUGCAGGCACAACCUCACCUACUGGCAGAACCAAGCUUUCUACGGCUUUGGCCUGAGCUCAGCAAGCUACAUUAAUGGAGUCCGGUUCUCAAGACCCAGAAAACUGAAAGAGUAUGAAGUGUUCGUCAACGAGCUGGAAGCCGGAAGCGUGUCAGCGAACGGCAACACCAGCAUUGUUAGGGACAAGGAAAUGGCCAUGGAUUUGGUGAUGCUUUCGUUGAGGACUGCAAGAGGAUUGGAUGUUAAAGGGUUUGAAAAGUGCUUUGGGGAGUCAGUGGUGCUGUCUCUGUGCAGGGCGUGGAGGCCGCAUGUGGAGAGCGGGCAUGUGGUCGCCAUGAAUGGGGAUAGGAAAGCUUUCUCCUUUGAGGGAUUCGAUUUGGAGUUGAAUGGUGGUAGCGGGUUGGGGAGGAGAAUUGCCUUUUUCAGGCUAAGUGAUCCAGAAGGUUUUCUGUUGUCAAAUGAGCUGAUAGCCAUUGCCUUUAGUGUUUUGUCUCCCUAAGGAGGAAGGAGAAAUUAUUCCAUAUGCAGCACUUACGCACCUCUGUGUGCGGACUUCCAGUAAUAUGUCGCCACGUGAAGGUUAUUGAAGUGAAACCCCGGAGAUUAUUGAGGGAUUAUUGGGGUGUUAUUAUGAGGUUAUUGCGGGGAUUGUGUAUGGGGCGAAGAUUAUUGGGGGGUUAUUGGGGUGUUAUUAUGAGGUUAUUAUGGAGUGUAACCGCGGAGGUUAUUGAGAGUGUAACAACGGAUGAUAUUGGGAGGUUAUUGAGAGAUUAUUGCGGCGUUAUUAGAAUUAAUGCUCCUAAUAAUCCCCAGUAACCCCUAAUUAACCUCCCAAUCACCUCCGCGGUUCCAUUUCAAUAAACUCUGCGAGAGGUGGGCCCGAUAUAGCAUACAUGACGGCAUAUUACUUGAGGCAUCACAUAGUGUUGCGUACAUGCUCCGUAUGUAAUAAUUUCUCCCAAGAAAGCUAAAUUUUUUGCCAAUAGUAAUUUUUACAUAUGUACCUCCCAAUUCCCAUGUAUUAACAUAUCCACCACCUAAAUUUUCAUUCUUACCUGCUGAUCACCUAAUCUAUCCUGAAAAUAAAAGCAUCAGUUGAUCCGUAUGUAAAAAUUAAGAUUUAAAUGAUUGAUAAGUUAAUGCAUAAGAAUUGGUUGCUACAUAUGUAAAGGCACCCCCUUUAUUUUCAGCUGCAAGUCUCGUUUUAUUGUUAAUCUGUGCUUUUUAGCUAAAUUCCUGUACACUGAUUUAAGCACUUUUCUAUGUAAAU